Gongylonema pulchrum is the source of this 333-nucleotide messenger RNA. The record is from the annotation of a GenBank genome assembly. NCBI's taxonomy places the organism in Eukaryota, Metazoa, Nematoda, Chromadorea, Rhabditida, Gongylonematidae.
AAAGGAGAAGAUUUUGAUCUUCGCAUUCGGGUUCACGAUGACAAAUUUGAAAUUUUCGGAAAUCAAAAAGAAAUUCACGUCUAUAAAACCCGUGUCAACAUUGCCGCAGUGGAGUAUUUCGCCGUCCGUAAAGACGUACAGUUGAAAGGAGUACACUGGGGCGGACGCUAUUACAAUUUGCCGUUCGAGACUCAGUUUCCUGGUGGAUAUCUGAGGGCCGAAGAACGAGUCUACGUCUAUGGUAUCCCGAAGGGUGAUCGUUUCGAAAUCAAUUUCUUGGCACAAAAUGGUGAUAUCCUUUUCCACUUCAACCCGCGAUUUAAAGAAAAGAAG